Molecule: messenger RNA, 6277 nt
Organism: Doryrhamphus excisus (bluestripe pipefish)
Lineage: Eukaryota; Metazoa; Chordata; Actinopteri; Syngnathiformes; Syngnathidae
Gene: si
Product: sucrase-isomaltase
Biological process (GO): carbohydrate metabolic process
Molecular function (GO): carbohydrate binding; alpha-1,4-glucosidase activity
Source: RefSeq, a predicted model, not a curated record
GUCAUAACAGAUCACAUGCAUUAUAAGGUAUUUGGCUUGAGGAGAACUUUGCCCGGGACAGUGUGGACAGAACCAAGAUGGGGAAAAGACGGUUCUCAGGUUUGGAGGUGACCCUAAUGGUCAUGUUCACAUUGAUGUUGGCAAUAGCCAUUGCUUUUAUAGUUCUGUUUGCUACUGGUGAACCUGGGACCAUUAAAGAUGAGACAACUGAGGUAUUUGUUCCACUGUGUCCAAACAUUCCUCAUGCAGAAAGAGUGGACUGUUUCCCUGAUGCUGGAGCCUCCAAGCAAGGAUGCCAGCAACGUGGAUGCUGCUGGAGUCCACUGGAUGAACACAAUGUACCCUGGUGCUUCUUUUCCACCAACCAAGGAUACACUGUUGAAUCUGUGGAGCAACCUGAUCCUUACGUAAUGAAGGCAAGUUUAAAGAGAAUGGCCGCCCCUUCCUUGUUUGGAGCAGACAUACAAGAACUGUCAUUUCAUGCUGAAAUGCAAACAGGCAAUCGACUUCGUUUUAAGAUAUCUGAUGCCCGCAAGCAGAGGUUUGAGGUGCCCCAUGAACACGUCGGCAGCCUCAGCAAUCACCCAACUAGCCCCAUCGGCAACACACUGGAGAUCAGACACAACCCUUUUGGCCUGGUUGUUCGCAGGAAGGGGAACAAGAAAAUUCUGUUUGACACAACGAUGGGCCCAUUAGUGUUCGCAGACCAGUACCUGCAGCUGUCUGCCAAACUUCCAUCCCAUAAUAUUUAUGGCCUGGGAGAACAUGUGCACCGGCACUUUCGCCAUGACACACACUGGAAGACCUGGCCCAUAUUCACCAGAGAUGCUUUUCCCAAUGGGGGAACACACAACUUGUAUGGACACUAUCCCUUCUUCCUUUGUUUGGAAGAUGAGAGUGGAAUGUCAUUUGGUGUUUUCCUCAUGAACAGCAAUGCAAUGGAAGUGACUUUGCAACCUGCUCCUGCUGUGACGUACAGAACAAUUGGAGGAAUCUUGGACUUUUAUAUAUUUUUUGGAGCUACACCAGAGCAAGUUGUGCAGGAGUUCCUUGAGCUUAUUGGCAGGCCUGUCAUUCCGCCCUACUGGUCACUGGGAUUCCAGCUUUCCAGGUGGGACUACGGUAACCUGACUGAGGUUAAGGCAACCGUGGAAAGGAACCGUGCAGUGGAGCUUCCAUACGAAAUCCAGUAUACUGACAUUGACUAUAUGGAGGAUAAGAAGGACUUCACCUAUGACAAAGUCAAGUUCAGUGAGCUGCCUCAGUUCGCUGACUAUCUUCACGAGAAGGGACAGAAAUACAUCCUCAUUCUGGAUCCUGCAAUAGCCACCAGUAAGAGGGUUGGGGAUGCCCCAUAUGAGUCCUUUGAUCGCGGGACUGAGAAGAAUGCAUGGGUCACUGAAUCAGAUGGGAAAACUCCUCUACUGGGAGAGGUCUGGCCAGGCGAGACAGUAUUUCCAGACUACACUAGCCAGAAUUGCAUCGACUGGUGGGUUGAUGAGUAUGAACGAUUCUAUCAGGAGAUCAAACAUGAUGCCCUUUGGAUAGACAUGAAUGAGGUGGCUAAUUUCAAGAAAGGAUCAACUAAGGGAUGUGCUGAUAACAACCUCAACUAUCCUCCGUACACUCCAAAAAUUCUGGAUAAAGUGAUGUACAGUAAGACUCUGUGUAUGGAUGCCAAGCAGGCCUGGGGGAACCACUAUGAUGCCCACAGUCUCUAUGGCUACUCAAUGGUGCUGGCUACUGAAAAAGCUCUGCAGCAUGUGUUUGGAAGGAACCGUACUCUGAUGCUGACCCGCUCCUCCUUUCCAGGUGUGGGAAAAUAUUCGGGUCACUGGCUGGGGGACAAUGCUGCCAACUGGAACGACAUAAAAUGGGCCAUUCCUGGCAUGCUUGAGUUUGGUCUGUUUGGGAUUCCUUAUAUUGGAGCUGACAUCUGUGGAUUUUUUGAUGACUGCAGUGAAGAGUUAUGUCGUCGCUGGAUGCAAGUCGGGGCUUUCUAUCCCUUCAGCCGUAACCACAAUGCUCAGGGCUACCGGCCUCAGGAUCCAGCUGCAUAUGGCGCAGGCUCAACCCUGGUGGAGAGCUCCAAACACUACCUGAGGAUUCGUUACACACUGCUGCCAUACCUCUACACACUCUUCUUCAAAGCCAGCACCACAGGGGAGACCGUUGUGCGUCCCCUGAUGCAUGAGUUCUAUUCCGACAAAGCCACCUGGGAUGUUGACCGUCAGUUUCUGUGGGGGAAAUACCUAAUGAUCACGCCUGUACUCGACCCGGGUGUGUCUAUGUUGAGGGCAUAUAUCCCGGAUGCUUUGUGGUAUGACUACGAGACGAUGAAACCGCUGUCAGACCGCAGACAACAUACUCAGCUGCAUUUACCAGCCGACAAGAUUGGUUUACACAUCAGAGGCGGUGCCGUUCUUCCCACACAGAUGCCCGAUGUCACCACCACAUACAGUCGGCGAAAACCCAUGGGUUUGAUUGUUACUCUUGAUGAUAAUGGCGAUGCUGCAGGGGAGCUGUUUUGGGACGAUGGAGAUUCCCGAGAGACUGUUAAAAGCGGCACCUACAUCCACUACAAAUUCACUGUUAUCUACGGAGUACUGACCAUGCAGGUGACUCACGCUGGCUACAAGGAUCCAAACGACCUAAAGUUUGAGGACAUAACAGUGCUUGGGGUACUUCACCCUCCUAAGUCUGUCUCUGUGACGCAUGUGGACUCAGGAUCACAUGUAAACACUACCAGCAUGGUUCCGAGUGCCAGCAUACAGUAUGAUGCAGCCAAGGAGGUUUUGUUGUUACGGAACCUGUCCUUAAACCUGGGGGAAACAUACAUGGUGCGCUGGGAGGUGGUAAGUGAAGACCUCCAACGCUUUGACUGCCACCCUGAGGAGCAUGCAGAUGAGGCAAAGUGCAAAGCCAGAGGCUGCAUCUGGAAGGAAAGCACAAUUGAACGUGUUCCAUGGUGCUUCUAUCCCAAAGACUACGGAUACUCUGUUGGAACAUUUGAAGAAACCAGCUCAGGAAUUUCGUUUGUUAUCGAUCGUAACAAACGGUACCGGAGCAGUGGUCGCCCUGAGUCACCUGACAUCGACAACCUCCAUGUUCAGAUCAACUACCACAGCAGUAAUAUGCUACAGUUCAAGAUCUGGGACCCAGCCACAGAUCGUUAUGAGGUUCCAGUUCCAUUGUCUGUCCCACCUGUCCCUGAGACUAAUGAGGACAAAAGGCUUUACAAGGUCCUCUUCAAGAACAAUCCAUUUGGCAUCCAGGUCAUACGGAAAAGCACAGGAACCAAGAUUUGGGACUCCUCUCUGCCAGGCUUUACUUUCUCAGACAUGUUCAUCCAAGUGUCGACGCUUCUGUCAUCCGAGUACGUGUACGGCUUUGGCGAGACUGAACAUCAAACAUACAAACAUGACUUGAACUUUCACACCUGGGGUAUGUUCUCCAAGGACCAGCCGCCUGGCUACAAGAUGAACUGCUAUGGAGUGCAUCCGUUCUAUAUGGGACUGGAGACAACUGCAGACGCUCAUGGCGUGUUGCUGCUAAACAGCAAUGCAAUGGAUGUGACUUUCCAGCCCACGCCAGCUUUAACCUACCGAACUGUGGGAGGAAUUCUGGAUUUCUACAUGGUCCUGGGACCUACACCUGAGAUGGUGGUGCAAGAGUACACUGCUCUGAUUGGGCGACCUGUUUUACCUGCGUAUUGGUCCCUUGGAUUUCAGCUUUGUCGCUAUGGUUAUGCUAACCACCAGGAGAUAGCAGAUCUAUACGAGGGAAUGAGGACGGCAGGCAUCCCUUAUGAUGUGCAAUAUGCAGACAUUGACUACAUGGAUCGGCAGCUUGACUUUGUCCUGGACCCCGAGUUUUCUGGACUCCCUACCCUCGUUGAAAACAUGAGAAAAGAGGGCAUGAGGUUCAUUUUUAUUCUGGACCCAGCCAUUUCAGGCAAUGAGACUGGUUAUCCUGCCUUUGAAAGAGGUAAAGCCGCAGAUGUAUUCAUCAAAUGGCCCAAAAACCUUGGUGGUGACAUUGUGUGGGGGAAGGUUUGGCCAGAUUUGCCCAAUGUCACAGUUGAUGACUCUCUGGACUGGGAUACCCAAGUAGAGCUCUACAGGGCUUACACCGCCUUCCCUGACUUCUUCCGUGAAGUAACCGCAAGUUGGUGGGAACAAGAAAUCAUGGAUUUCUAUCAGAAAACUAUGAAAUUUGAUGGCAUCUGGAUUGAUAUGAAUGAGCCUGCUAGUUUUGUGCAUGGUACAGUUGGGGAGUGUCUGGGUAACGGUUUGCUUGAGAAUCCUCCGUAUAUGCCAUCCUUGGAGUCUAAACAUCUUGGCUUAAACCAUAAGACUCUGUGCAUGAACAGCGAACAGAUACUCAGUGACGGAAAGGCAGUUAAACACUAUGAUGUCCACAGCAUCUAUGGCUGGUCCCACACCAAACCUACUUAUGAUGCCUUGCUGAAUAUAACAGGUAAAAGAGGAAUAGUGGUGACCAGGUCGACUUACCCCUCCAGCGGAAAAUGGGCUGGACAUUGGCUGGGUGACAACAAUGCCAGCUGGGACCAGUUAUAUAAAUCCAUCAUAGGCAUGAUGGAAUUCAGUCUGUUUGGCAUCCCUUAUACCGGAGCAGACAUAUGUGGGUUCUUUAAUGCAGCAGAGUAUGAGAUGUGUCUUCGUUGGAUGCAGCUGGGUGCCUUCUAUCCAUACUCACGCAACCACAACGGGAAAGGCAACCCGAGACAAGAUCCUGUUGCCUGGAACUCCACCUUCGCAGAGGCAUCCCGAAAAGUCCUCAACAUCCGUUACACCCUCCUGCCAUACCUGUACACGCUCAUGUUUGAGGCACAUAUCACAGGAAGCACCGUUGUCAGACCGCUGUUGCAUGAGUUUGUCAAGGAUAGAACGACUUGGGACAUCCACAAACAAUUUUUGUGGGGACCUGCUCUUCUUAUCACCCCUGCCCUUGAAGCGGGAACCACACAUGUAGAAGGCUAUAUCCCCGAUGCACGCUGGUAUGACUUCCACACGGCCAAAGAUGUCAAUGUGCGUGGUCAAAUGGUCUUGAUGCCCACACCGAUGGACCAUAUCAAUCUUCACAUCAGAGGAGGUUACAUCUUACCAUGGCAGAGGCCAGAGAACACAACAUCCUACAGCCGGAAGAAUCCCUUGGGACUGAUCGUUGCCCUUAGCGACAAUGGGACUGCUCAAGGAUCAUUCUUCUGGGACGAUGGAGAAGGAAUAGACACCAUUGAAAAGAGACAAUAUCUGCAGACCUCCAUGGUUGUAGAAUCGAACACCCUGUCUAGUACGGUUAUCCAGAACGGCUUGUUUGCUGCUGACCAUUUGAUCCUUGGGGUAGUAAAGGUCUGGGGGACAGGCACUGCUAACAUCACGGAGGUGACUAUAACAGAUGUUGCUGGAGCCACGCAUCCUCUGACACCACAGUAUAACGCUGACACUCAGGAGCUGAUUAUAGAUGCAACUGCAACAUCUAUCCGUGUGGAUCAUCCUUUUACUAUUACAUGGAAGGGCAGUGUCUGAUAUGAUGAUAUGUUCAGAUAUUAUGUUCAGUUGGUGAAUAUUUAACAUACCUGUGUACAGAGGCCCACUUAUGCCAUUAUAAAUGAUCAUAACCAAUUGAUGCAUUCUCACUUUGAACAUGUGAAUGAGAGGUGAUUUCACAAUAUACAAUUAAUUGAUCUCAACAUGUUUGAUUAAACUUUUUACACUGUUGACUCAAAUUUGCAAUUUGAUAUUGAUUGUGUUAGUAGGUGAUAGUGAGUAUAAGUGGCAGACCAAAAGAAAAUCUUUUUAUGUGAGUGAAUUUGGUAAAGUGAAUUAGAAAGGUUACCGUAUCCGGUACCGAGUCUCAUGCCACCAAAGCACAGCUAAGCACAAUCUGUGCCUUUUCAGUCAGCAAGUAAAUGCAGCUCCUCAUUUUACUGCAGGCAGUAAUGUGAUGUAAAUGGGUAUUUUUUUUCACCAAUAUUCCUUGCAGUGGCCAAAUCCCACACUCUAUUACUUGACUCACUCACCCAUUUGUCUGGCCAAUCAGAGACUACUGAUGUUGAAUCAAGCUUGGUUGACAAAACAACAGCUCUUGCUGAUUCUUCAGUUUAGUCUGUUGUAUAAGGAAUGCUAUGCAGAAAUUAUGGAAUUUCCACAUUAUGAUUGCUAUUUCUUUAGAAGAUGUGAAACUUUUUCAAACCAUCUGUGACUAUUAAACUAUACUGGUGAUGAGACAUGAACAGUUAUUUGUCAUUAGUUAC